Messenger RNA from Eimeria mitis, 1092 nucleotides. RefSeq lists its product as uncharacterized. Bases 1 to 1092 code for a protein of 363 amino acids. NCBI's taxonomy places the organism in Eukaryota, Apicomplexa, Conoidasida, Eucoccidiorida, Eimeriidae. Gene Ontology annotation, biological process: translation. Gene Ontology annotation, cellular component: ribosome. The transcript has 4 exons. Gene Ontology annotation, molecular function: structural constituent of ribosome. The record is from RefSeq and is a predicted model, not a curated record.
AUGUACCGCCUCACAGCUGCUCCUGCAGCAGCAGCAGCAGCUGCUGCAGCUGCUGCUGCAGCAGCAGCAGCAGCGGGAGCAACAGCAGCAGCAGAAGCAGCAACAAAAACUGCAGCGCCAGCAGCUAGAAGACUACACACAGCAGCACGCCAGACAUUUGCUGCUGAGGCUUCUGCUGCAGCAGCAAGGACAGCAGCAGCAGCAGCAGCAGCAACACAUAAUGGAGCGACAGCAGCAACAGCAGCAGCAGCCACAGCAGCAGCAGCAGCAGCUGCUGCUGCUGCAUCACCAACAGCAAUGACAACCACCACAGCAGCAGCAGCAACUGCUGCCCGCCGCUGCUUCCAUUCUUCAUCGAAUGCAAAAGACGAGCAGCAGCAGCAGCAGCAGCUAGAGCAGCAGCAGAAGCAGCAGCUAGAACAGCAGCAGAAGCAACAAGAGCAGCAGCAGGAAACUUCCCCCCGCCCCCAAACCACAAUGACGGAUGAGGAGGUGCAGCAGAAGCUGCGUGACUUAGUAUCUACAACAGCAGUUGUUUUGUUUAUGAAGGGGCGGCCAGAACGGCCGCUUUGUGGUUUCUCUGCUCGUGCUGUUUUGCUGCUGGAAGCAGCAGGAGUUGAGGAAUAUACAUUCGUUGACUGCAGCAUACCGCAGCAGCUGCUGCUGCAGCAGCAGCAGCAGCAGCAGCAGCAGCAGCAGCAGCAGCAGGAGGGGGAGCAGGAGGGGGAGGAGGAGGGGGAGCAGCAGCAGCAGCAGCAGCAGCAGCAGCAGCAGGAGGGGGAGCAGGAGGGGGAGGAGGAGGGGGAGCAGGGGGAGCGGGGAAAGGAGAAAGAAAAAGAACAGCAGCAACUGCAGCAGCAGCAGCAGCAGCAGCAGAAGGAACUGCAGCAGCAGAAACUGCAGCAGGAGCUGCAGCAGCUGCAGCAGAAGAGGCAGCAGCUUCGUGCUGCUGUUGCUGCUGUCUUUGGGUGGCCUACGCUGCCGCUGCUGGUGGUUAGGGGGAAGCCCGUGGGGGGGGCAGAUAUACUGCAGCAGCUGCAGCAGCAGCAGCAGCUAGCUCCUUUGUUAAGAGGAGAACAUGUAGAUGUAUAA